AAAAAUAAUAUUAUUAAAUAAUAAUAUGUUAAUCAUAUUACGAAAAUAAAUUAAAUUACUAAUUUAGUUUUAUUUUUAUAUAUUCAUAUUUCAUAUUGAAAAUAUGAAUAUUGAAAUAUUGAUUUGAAUGAUUGAUCAAUUUGUUUUGUCGGCCAAUUUUUAUUUACACAUGUGACUCGUAUGAUCAUGAUUUUUGAAACGGAAAUCAAAGUCUCUUGGCUUUUUCUCAUGAACAGAUUUAGAAAUAUAUUGAUUCUUAAAAUUUUAAUAAACCACUGCUUCGUCUGGUGUCUAUAAUAUAAAUACUAAUUUUCUACCAGAUUGAAAAUUUUUGAUGUUAAAAUCUGGAAUUUAUAGAUCCAAUGUCACAUUCAGUAAAAAUUUAUGAUACAUGUAUAGGGUGUACUCAAUGUGUACGAGCCUGCCCCACAGACGUAUUGGAAAUGAUACCUUGGGACGGAUGUAAAGCUAAGCAAAUUGCUUCCGCACCAAGAACCGAGGACUGUGUGGGUUGUAAGAGAUGUGAAUCCGCCUGCCCCACGGAUUUUUUGAGUGUCCGUGUUUAUUUAUCAUAUGAAACAACUCGCAGCAUGGGUCUAGGUUAUUGAUACGUUACAAAAAAAUCCACUUGAAUCAAUUGAUUCCUCUUUACCGACAAAAGCCCGUACUCGAGAAAAUAUAUUAUUCUAUUCCGAGCACGGGUUUUUCUGGUCAAACGUAUCUUGUCUUUAUCACGAGUUAUUUUCCUUGGUUAACAAUACUUGUUGUUUUGCCGAUAUCCGUCGGUUCUUCCAUUUUCUUUCUUCCUCAUAAAGGAAAUAAGAUGUUUAGGUGGUAUGCUAUAUGUAUAUGCUCGUUGGAACUCCUUCUAACAACCUAUGUUUUCUGUUAUCAUUUCCAAUUGGACGAUCCAUUAACCCAAUUGGAGGAAGAUUUAAAAUGGAUAGAUGUUUUUGAUUUUCACUGGAGACUGGGAAUCGAUGGGCUUUCCAUAGGACCUAUUUUACUGACAGGAUUUAUCACCACUUUAGCUACCUUAGCGGCUUGGCCAGUUACUCGAAAUUCGCGAUUGUUCUAUUUUCUCAUGUUAGCAAUGUACAGCGGUCAAAUAGGAUUAUUUUCUUCUAGAGACCUUUUACUUUUUUUCAUGCUGUGGGAGUUAGAAUUAAUUCCUGUUUAUUUACUUUUAUCCAUGUGGGGGGGAAAGAAACGUCUCUACUCGGCCACAAAGUUUAUUUUGUACACUGCGGGGGGCUCCAUUUUUCUCUUAAUAGGAGUUCUAGGUAUGGGUUUAUAUGGCCCUAAUGAACCCACAUUAGAUUUUUCAAAAUUAACUAAUCAAUCAUAUCCUGUGGCAUUGGAAAUAAUAUUAUAUUUUGGAUUCCUUAUUGCUUAUGCUGUCAAAUCGCCGAUUAUACCCCUACAUACGUGGUUACCAGAUACCCAUGGAGAAGCACAUUACAGUACAUGUAUGCUUCUAGCUGGAAUCUUAUUAAAAAUGGGCGCAUAUGGACUUAUUCGGAUCAAUAUGGAAUUAUUACCCCACGCUCAUUCUAUAUUUUCUCCCUGGUUGGUAAUAGUGGGAACGAUUCAAAUAAUCUAUGCAGCUUCAACCUCUCUCGGUCAACGGAAUUUAAAAAAAAGAAUAGCCUAUUCCUCUGUAUCUCACAUGGGUUUCACAAUUAUAGGAAUUGGUUCUAUAACCGGAAUGGGACUCAACGGUGCCAUUUUACAAAUACUCUCUCAUGGAUUUAUUGGUGCUGCGCUUUUUUUCUUGGCAGGAACGAGUUGUGAUAGAAUACGUCUUGUUUAUCUCGACGAAAUGGGGGGGGUAUCGAUCCCAAUGCCAAAACUAUUUACCAUGUUCAGUAGUUUUUCGAUGGCUUCUCUUGCAUUGCCAGGAAUGAGUGGUUUUGUUGCGGAAUUAUUAGUAUUUUUUGGAAUAAUUACUAGUCCAAAAUACCUUUUAAUGCCAAAAAUGCUAAUUACUUUUGUAAUGGCAAUUGGAAUGAUAUUAACUCCUAUUUAUUUAUUAUCUAUGUUACGUCAGAUGUUCUAUGGAUACAAGCUAUUCAAUGUUCCAAACUCUAAUUUUGCGGAUUCUGGACCACGAGAACUAUUUGUUUCAAUCUGUAUCUUUCUACCCGUAAUAGGUAUUGGUAUUUAUCCGGAUUUCGUUCUCUCGCUAUCAGUUGACAGGGUGCAAGCUAUCCUAUCUAAUUACUUUCAUCGAUAGUCUUUCAUUAAUAAUACGGAAAUAUAAUUUUUGUCUUUGAUUUUAAGAUUUUUAAAAUCGUUCGCUGUACAAUGCAAAAGAAUAAAGUGAAUUAGAAUUGUAAUGAGAUGCAUUUUGAGUUUUUGAGAACCGUUUUGAAUAAGGAAUGAUUCAAACGGUUCUCAAAAACUCGCACAAACAAGAAGCUUUUUAUAUAUAUAUGGGAUGAUGUUCUUAUGUAUUCUUUAUGUAGUUUAUUCAAUUAUUUAUCUGUGUAGUUUAUUCAAGUAGAUGUUAAUGUGAAUGAACCAUAACUAUGUAGACCUAUUCCUAAUAGAUUGAUUCCAAAAUAACAUACCCAAAUUAUAAGAAAUCCUAUAGAAGCCACAAGUGCCGAAUUCAUACUUUGCAAACUUUGAUUUGUUCUACUUCUAAUAUGUAUUCUAGUUCUAGUAUGUAAAUAAAUCGCGAAUAUGGUCCAAGUAAUAAAAGCCCAAGUUUCUUUGGUGGUCCCAAUUCCAAUAAGAUCCCCAUGCCUCAUUAGCCCAUACUGCUCCACAAAGAAUGCCUAUGGUUAAAAAGGUAAAUCCUAAACUAAUGACACGAUAACUCCAAUAAUCCAAACGUUGAGUCAAUUGAUAUUUAUAAUAAUUUCGAAAUGAAAGAAAAGAAGUGUUUUUAAAAACACUUCUUUUUUCAUUCAAAUAUUGAAUCUCACCAAAGAAAAAUGGUUUAAUUAAGAAAUUAUUACCUUUACAAAAAAUAUCGAUGUUUUUUCGAAAUGUAAUGACUAGAAGAGCGACUGAUAAUAGUGAUCCGCAUAAAAGAGCUGCAUAGCUUAAUAACAUCAUACUUACGUGCAUCAUUAACCACUGAGAUUGUAGAGCAGGUACUAAUAUUGCGGAUUGAUGCAUUUCAGUUAAAAAACCCGACGUGGCAAAGCCUUGUGUAAAAAUGGUACUUGGUGCGGUUAUUGUGCUUAAAUCAUUUUUAUGGUUCCCCAUCUUGGAAAUCAUAUGAAUAAUGGAGAAACUGCACGAAAGGAAGAUUAAUGACUCGUAUAAAUUACUUAACGGAAAAUGUCCUGAAGAAAUCCAACGAGAAACUAAUAAUCCUGUUAUAGAGAAAAAAGUGGCUAUCAUCCCUUUUUCCAAUGAAUCACGCAAUCCUACGAUUUCGCGGACUAAUAAGAUCAUUAAAUGAAUCGUAAUCACAAUUGAAAUUAUCGAAAAAGAGAUAUGAGUUAAUAUAUGUUCUAAAGUUGUAAAUAUCAUAAAAAGGGGUCCCAUUAGAGAAUUUAAAUCGAGAAUUGAAUACAUUAUAGGAUCCAUUGUGUCUCUUUUAGAGGAUUUAUUUUCUAGGAUUUCAAGGAUGCCGCCACUCGGACUCGAACCGAGAUGCUCUAGCACUGCUUCCUAAGAGCAGCGUGUCUACCAAUUUCACCAUGGCGGCUUACUUGAAAUAAUAAUAGUCAAUUCAUGUUGAAUCGUCGAGAAUCAAGGAUUCAAUAUAGUUUAGUAAACAUUAGAAUCGAUAAAUCAAAAUUCAUUUAAAUUCCUAUUUGAAUCUCUAUUCAAAAAAAGAAUCUUUAGUUGGGA
Messenger RNA from Musa acuminata AAA Group (dessert banana), 3813 nucleotides. Its product is annotated as NAD(P)H-quinone oxidoreductase chain 4, chloroplastic. Gene Ontology annotation, molecular function: ubiquinone binding; NADH dehydrogenase (ubiquinone) activity. NCBI's taxonomy places the organism in Eukaryota, Viridiplantae, Streptophyta, Magnoliopsida, Zingiberales, Musaceae. The record is from RefSeq and is a predicted model, not a curated record. The coding region runs from base 824 to 2236 and encodes 470 amino acids. The transcript has a single exon. Gene Ontology annotation, cellular component: respiratory chain complex I. Gene Ontology annotation, biological process: electron transport coupled proton transport; ATP synthesis coupled electron transport; aerobic respiration.